This is a messenger RNA of Helianthus annuus (common sunflower), 1957 nucleotides long. Its product is annotated as microtubule-associated protein 70-2. The record is from RefSeq and is a predicted model, not a curated record. Gene Ontology annotation, molecular function: microtubule binding. Gene Ontology annotation, biological process: cytoskeleton organization. The transcript has 10 exons. The coding region runs from base 126 to 1769 and encodes 547 amino acids. NCBI's taxonomy places the organism in Eukaryota, Viridiplantae, Streptophyta, Magnoliopsida, Asterales, Asteraceae.
GUCUAAUAAAUAUUAUUAUCACUCACUCGCUCCCUCUCUUGUCGGUUAAACUGCAAACGGUCAUCACUCAUCAUCCUUCCUUCCUUCCUUUCACACUUCUCCAAUUUCACCAACUACAAUCUCUAAUGGCCACACUUCACCUAACCAACGGCAACGGCGCCAAUUCGCCGUUAAGAAAGUCGCCGUCGUUCCGUUACGGCCGGAAAAAGUCCAUCUCACGGAACGCCACUGAAAUCGAUGACAUCAUCAAUCACUUACACGGCUCAGAUCCCGUCCGCUUCGAGCUCAACCGUCUCGAAAACCAAUUGCGAGAUAAAGAGAGGGAAUUGGGAGAUGCGUAUACGGAAAUCAAGGCGUUAAAGUAUCAUGAACAUCUUAAAGAGAAGGCGGUAGAAGAGCUAAAUGAUGAGCUAAGCAAAGUGGAUGAAAAACUUAAGAAAACUGAAUCGCUUUUGGAAAGCAAGAAUUUAGAGAUUAAGAAGAUAAGUGAUGAGAAAAAGCAAGCGUUGUCGGCACAAUUUGCUGCAGAAGCCACCCUUCGAAGAGUUCAUGCGGCUCAGAAAGAUGAUGAGAUGCCUCCUAUCGAGGCUAUUAUUGCUCCACUAGAGGCGGAACUCAAGUUGGUUAGAACGGAGGUGUCAAAGUUGCAAGAUGACAAUAAAGCUCUUGAUCGUCUCAGUAAAUCGAAAGAAAUUGCUCUUUUAGAAGCAGAGAGAACCGUUAAAAUAGCGUUGGCAAAAGCUUCCAUGGUUGAUGAUCUUCAAAACAAAAACCAAGAGCUCAUGAAACAAGUUGAUAUAUGUCAGGAAGAAAACAGAAUUUUGGAUAAAAUGAACCGACAAAAAGUUUCAGAAGUGGAAAAGUUAACUCAAACGGUUCGUGAGCUCGAAGAAGCUAUUUUGGCUGGUGGGGCUGCUGCAAAUGUAGUCCGUGAUUAUGAGAGAAGAAUGCAAGAGUCAAAUGAAGAAAAGAAAAUAUUGGACCGCGAAUUAGCUCGUGCCAAAAUUUCUGCAAAUCGUGUUGCUGUCGUAAUAGCAAAUGACUGGAAAGAUGCCGACAAUAAAGUAAUGCCUGUAAAACAAUGGCUAGAGGAAAGAAGAGUUUUACAGGGAGAAAUGCAGCAUCUAAAACAAAAACUAACAGUUGCCGAACGAACUGCAAAGGCAGAAGCACAGUUAAAAGAAAAAUACCAUUUGCGCUUCAAAGUUUUAGAAGAAAGAUUUAAAUCAUCAUCUGGGAAAAAUGUUUUUUGUGCUACACCAGAAAGGCCACUGAGCAAUGGACGUUCACAACGCCAGUCUUUAGGAGGAGUGGACGGUUUAUCUAGAUCAUCAUCUGUUAGAUUUUCAUCGAGAAAUUUACUAAAAAACGGGGGUAUUUCAUCAAAAGUAUAUGAUUGUAGCAAACUAGUAGAUUCGGGUAAGUUAUUUUCAAAUGGAGAUGAUCAUGCUGAUGAGAAAGAUAAGUCAAAGUCAAAACCCGAAGAUUUUGUAUCGGGUAUGUUGUAUGAUAUGUUACAGAAGGAGGUUUUGAAUUUACAAAAAGCUUGUCAUCUAAAAGAUCAAAAUCUUGAAGAAAAGGACAACACAAUUGAGAUACUGGCAAGAAAAGUUGACACACUGAACCGAGCAAUGGAAGUAGAAAACAAAAAAACGAGGAGAGAAAUGUCUGCGAUGGAAAAGGAAAUGGCCGCAUUGCGUGUCGAUAAAGGACGAGAAAGUCGGACGGCCCGACGGCCGAGUGCUCCCAGGACCCGUGUGAUGGCUUGAGCUACAAGGAAUGCAUGCUUAAUAGAGUGAGUUCCAAACUACUUAAGGUAGAUAGGGUGUAAAUUUAUUCAUUGUUUUUGUAUAAACUAAUGAUAUGUACAUGAUGCUAUCAUUUGUCCUGUUGUGUACUAAUGAAAUAAUAUGUAAAUUGUGCAAUAAAGUUAUUGGAUGAUCUUCCUAGUGAUUCU